Molecule: messenger RNA, 972 nt
Organism: Cricetulus griseus (Chinese hamster)
Lineage: Eukaryota; Metazoa; Chordata; Mammalia; Rodentia; Cricetidae
Source: RefSeq, a predicted model, not a curated record
AUGAAGCAAAUGACUGUAGAGAAUAACUCUUUGGUGACUGAGUUUGUUUUUAUGGGAUUAACAGACCAACCUGAGUUGCAGUUGCCCUUGUUUUUUGUGUUCUUGCUGAACUAUACAGCCACUGUGAUGGGAAACUUGAGCUUAAUGAUUCUCAUCUGUCUAAAUGCACAUCUUCAUACCCCCAUGUACUUUUUUCUGUUCAAUUUGUCCUUUGUUGAUUUCUUUUAUUCAUUUGUCUGUACCCCCAAAAUGCUGAUGGGCUUUGUUUCAGAGAAGAGUGUCAUCUCUUAUACAGGGUGCAUGACUCAGCUAUUUUUCUUUGGAUUUUUUGUUAAUUCUGAAUGUUAUGUACUGACAGCAAUGGCCUAUGAUCGUUAUGUGGCCAUAUGUAAGCCCUUGAUGUAUGCCAUUCUUAUGUCUCCUAGGAUGUGUUCCCUGCUGAUGUUUGGGUCCUAUUUGAUGGGGUUUGCGAGUGCCAUGGCUCACACUGGCUGUAUGAUUAGGCUCAGCUUUUGUGAUUCCAACAUUAUCAACCAUUACAUGUGUGAAAUAUUUCCCCUUCUCCAGCUCUCUUGCAGUAGCACCUAUGCUAAUGAACUUGUGAGUUCUCUUAUUGCUUGCAUAAUUGUUAUUGUAUCUGGCUUUGUUAUUUUAACCUCAUAUGCUUCCAUCCUCUUAAAUAUUUUUCACAUGUCAUCAGCUAAAGGUUGGUCCAAAGCCAUGGGUACUUGUGGUUCUCACAUUGUAACUGUUACUCUAUUCUAUGGAUCUGGGCUGCUUACUUAUGUCAAACCAGCAUCUGCUGAGUCUGUGGACCAGGGGAAAUUUUUCUCAGUGUUUUACACUCUCAUGGUGCCCAUGCUGAAUCCUCUCAUUUACAGUCUCAGAAACAAGGAUGUCAAACUUGCUGCAAGGAGAACCAUGAUGAGAAUCAGAAGCACAGUGAAGAAGUGUGUUUGCAGUAGUCUUUGA